AUGCUUUCAAUAGAAAAAGAAAAUUCAAGAGUUGCUACAACUAAACCAUUAGAUGAACUUUUUACGAAUGUCGGUCAAAAGUUUGAGACAGAGACCGUAAAGCAUGAAGGCUAUCGUUUUGACUACCCGUUAAGAUGGUUAAGAGACCCAUCCGUCACAAAAGCUAUUGGCUUUCGUAGAAUGAAAUUCAUUUCAGAAGCCAUACAUGGUUUCCCAUUUACGGUCGCUUUUGAAGUUCGAUACUAUAACAAAGAAAAACGUACGUAUGAGAAAUUUGAACAGGGAAAACUUUUACAAGUGAAUUUGCUUGUAAACUUAGAAACAACUCUUCAAGCUUUUCAAGAAAAAAUAAACGAUAUCUAUCUCGAAUAUGCAAAACAGUACAACAUUGACGAAGGAGAGUACCAUCUCGAUAUUAUAUAUGACAGGAAAAAUGCAACUGUUAAAAUCAAUAGAAUAGAAGACCUUGGAGAAGACGUUUAUAUUUCUACAAAAUAUAACAACUUGGCAUGGUAUAGAUUUUUGAGGAUGUUAAAUCAGCCUGCAGAAUAUCCA
This is a messenger RNA of Trichomonas vaginalis G3, 555 nucleotides long. RefSeq lists its product as uncharacterized. The annotation marks the transcript as partial. The transcript has a single exon. Lineage: Eukaryota; Parabasalia; Trichomonadida; Trichomonadidae. The record is from RefSeq and is a predicted model, not a curated record.